AUGGUAGGAACCGCCGCCGCCGCCGCACCCUCUGCAGCCACCACAGCCCCUGCCGCUGAGUGGGAAGAGCCGCCCACGUUCGAAGAGAUGGCGGCAGUGGAGGCCGAGGAGAAGCAGGCCACAGCUGCUGCCAUUGGUGCCGGUGCCGGCGCCGGCGCCGGCGGUGCGGAUCAGGCGGCCGCGAAGGACAGGAAGGUCGCCGCUGCCGCUGCCGCCGGCUGCGGCGGCAGCGGCAGCGGUAGGUCCCCACACGCUGACGACGGUCAGGACGGGGCAUCGAAAACUAGCAAGCCGCAGGAGGCGGUGGGGCCUGCUGCGCUGACCGAGACGGCCGAGCCCGCCGAGCCGCCGGCGGAAUCGAGCGUGACGUCUGGUGAGAACGGGGCGGCGGCUGCCGAGAGCGGGGGUGACGAGAAGACGGGAGGUGUGUGCCGGGCCGCAUCCGAAGAGCUUGUUGGCGAGGGCGGCGGGCGGGACGGUGGUAGCAAGGGGGAGGAGGAGCGCGAAAAGGCGACCGCGGCGGCGGCGGCUCCGGUUACCGGCGGGGGGUUUCAUUUCACCGUUCCGAAAUCCAACGCUUCGGCCGGCGGUGUCAGCGUCGGGAACGGGGUAGCCUCGCUCGGGCUGCCAAUGGCGGCGACGGCUGUGUAA
Ectocarpus siliculosus is the source of this 651-nucleotide messenger RNA. The record is from the annotation of a GenBank genome assembly. NCBI's taxonomy places the organism in Eukaryota, Phaeophyceae, Ectocarpales, Ectocarpaceae.